AUGUCGAGUGCCGCAACUCGCUUCUUCAGCAUUAUCGAGCCGAUUUACUUGUUGGCAGGACACUUGAGCAACACUGACAUUUUGAACUUGGUCUUGACUACUCUGAGCCUCAAGUACGAUGCCAAGCGUGUCAACCUGAUCACGUCCCCCACUAGCAGACGAGGGAUGGUCAAGAACAUGCACUUUACGCGAUCUCUGCAGAUGAUUCUACUUGAGUUUCACAUACCUCUCGAACUGCUCUCUAGAGUUCCUAAGCUCGACCUCCUCGCCCCCUCUACAUCUGCGAACAAAUCAAGCUGUCGUAUCCCCACCUCUGCGUACAACCGGCUCGACGAAACAGGGUUCCCUGGAACGUUGAACCUGCGAGAUCACAGCGUCCAGCAAGCCUGGAUUCCUGGAUAUGGCGAAGCACUGGCCGAACUUUUGAAGGUGAAGAUUUUCUUUGACGCCAACGAGCAGCCGACCGAGCCGUUCCUGUGGUUGCAGAACUCGGAGGCGAAGUAG
Linnemannia hyalina is the source of this 504-nucleotide messenger RNA. Lineage: Eukaryota; Fungi; Mortierellomycota; Mortierellomycetes; Mortierellales; Mortierellaceae. The record is from the annotation of a GenBank genome assembly.